Molecule: messenger RNA, 1812 nt
Organism: Nothobranchius furzeri (turquoise killifish)
Lineage: Eukaryota; Metazoa; Chordata; Actinopteri; Cyprinodontiformes; Nothobranchiidae
Source: RefSeq, a predicted model, not a curated record
UGACUGGAUUGUCUACAGAAACACCAUGGCAGCCUCAGACGGUUUUCCUGCCAGUUUCUAUGGAGAACCAGGAGUGUUAGGAAUGUUAUCCAAUGGGAUCAGCGCAUUCCUUGUACUUCUACAGAACUUCAGCACAGCUCACACUGGCAUUAAACCAGUUGGAGUGGAGAACAUACUUGCAGGUGUUCAUCUCAUCCUGAUUGGUGGUUUGUGCCAGCUGGUGGCUGGACUGCUCUCCUUUAGAAAGUACGAUCACCUGAGUGGCACUGCCUUCAUCGGCUACGCUGCCCUUUGGGGUAGCUAUGGGGCGACCAGAAUCUACUAUGGUGCUUUAUUUAACAAUCAGACUAUACCAUCAGUGUCAGAGCACAUGUUCAAUGGUUCAACCACCAACAUGAUGGUCAACACUUCUCUUCAAAACUCAACACAGUGCCACUUAUGUGUGUCCAUAGAAGAGUCAGCCAUUGCUGGUCUGAUCCCUUAUAUCCUUCUGUCCUUUAUCCUGGCAUUUUGCUCUGCCACGGUCAACUACAUCAUGCCUUUUGUUUUUGGAGCCAUCACGGCCACUUUGAUCUUUGAAGCAGCAGCUCUGGUGACAGGCCCUUGGGCUCUGGUGGUCUCUGGGGUUCUGGAGCUGCUCAUUUUGAUCUUUGCCAUCUAUGGUUCAGCUGCUCUACUCAUCAAAGGGCUGACUCAACGUCUGGUUCUUAAAGGCUUUGGGACCCCCCUCUUUAAUGUUCUCCUGCUAGGAACCACCAACUCAACAGGUGCUCAGAAACCUGGUCAAGAGAAGAAGAAGAACACAAAAUAUGCAGAGCCCAUGGCCUUGGGUUUCUUCUGUGACUCUAUUGCUCCCUUCAUCGUUGCCUUCUACAGCUUUGGGUACAUGAAAUCGUUUGGUUUAGGAGUUGCAUGGGUAUCAAUCAUCUCAGUCGCCCAGCUGUUCUCCAGCUACUACGCUCAUUUGCGCCAGGAUAGCUACCACACUACAAAAUUUGGGAUUCAUGCCAUGUAUUGGCUGAUCAAGGCUUGGGAUGAGUUUGUGGCAUCUGCCCUGAUUGUGGAGCACAGUCAAGUUGUUGCUGGUAGGGAAGCCAUGGUGGGAGACUGGUUCUUUGUGGUGGCCGGCUUGGUGCUCUGUGUGGGAAGCCUGAACAUGGACACUCUGGAGCUGAUCCACAACUUGCUCUUUGUUCUGCUCACAGUCUCAACAAUCCCCCAGAUCCCCCUGCAGGGUUACUACAUCUUCUUUGGUGUAGCCUGCUCUCUCUUCACUGCAGUCUCAGUCUACGGUACCUUCUCACGCCUCAUAAACACCAUCGCAGAGAAGUCUCUAAUCCCUGUGGGACCACAGCCGGUCUCCUCCGAGCAGCUGAAGAGAGCUCUGAUGUGUAGAAGAUCUCAACAUGGAGAACAAAAAGAGCUGCCCAACAGUGACCAGGCCUCAGAUGCUCUGUUUUAUCUUACCAACGGGGUUGCAGCACUUUCAGCUCUUCAUUCAGAAGUGUCAAGUGGGAACCCUUCAUUCCUUCAUCUGACUGUCCCCUGGGUCCUCAUCUCUGGAGGCAUCAUUCAGACCUAUGUCAGCAGGCUACAAGUCACCGGAGAGGGCCGGUUUGGAUCAGUCAUCUCAUCCAUCUACGUGGUUGUAUGGGCAACUUGGACGUGGUUUCGAUUUGCAGGUUUUCAGCUUCAGCUCCCCGUCCAGGCAGCCUAUGGAUUCACAGCUGGAGGCGUUGCUUUACUGGUCAUUAAUGCCUUCCUCAUGCUGAUUGGUAAGGUCUAGUAUCUGCUUUCAGCGCUGGAAUUCAG